This is a messenger RNA of Adineta ricciae, 2016 nucleotides long. The record is from the annotation of a GenBank genome assembly. NCBI's taxonomy places the organism in Eukaryota, Metazoa, Rotifera, Eurotatoria, Adinetida, Adinetidae.
AUGAGUAGUGGUGACACUGUUCGGGAACAGUUCUCUGCUUUACAACGACAGCAAAAGGAACGACUUCAUCAACUACAAGAGAAGUCAACAAAGAAGAAAGUCUCCACUGUGGAUACUAGUGAUUCAAUUAAUUACGAAGUUGACUCAGGUCCAUUCCCUAUUGAAGAAAGUAAUAAUGUCAUCGCAUCUAUCAUUGCUGUUCAACAAGAAAACCAAAGUGAACAACUUCGAGAAUUGCGUGACGAAAAUGGUCGUCUUCGCAAACUUCUCGCAGAAAAAGAUUAUGAAAUCGAUUAUUUACGUCGGAUACAAGAAGAGGAACGACAAGCAUUCACAGGUCCGAACACUGUCGGUGGUGACGCUAUAGCUACCAAAGUAGUUGAGCUAUCCAAAAAGAAUCGAGAACUAUCAGCAGAGUUAGAAAGCGAAAGAGCAAAGUUGAAAAAGUUAUCAAUCAAAUGCAAAGAACUUGAAUCUCUGACCACUAAUGUUCAGACUGAUGGACCACAUCCUGCGAUUUCCGCUGAUGAGAACAAAACGGAAAAAGAAUUGAAAGAAUUACGUGAUAAAUUCAAAGAUCUUCAAGCACGUCAUACCGAGGCAAAAUCGCAACUUGAUAUUACUAAACAAGAACUAAAGAAAACGCAAAAGGCUUUAGAAAAGGAAGUCGGCGAUACUGUCAAUAUUCAAAACAUUCUCAACGGCACGAGCAACUGGCGUGGUCGCCAACAGCAGAUUAUCGCUUUACAAGAAAAAGUCAAUGAACUAAAAGCGCGUACAAAUAGUGGUACGAGUUCCGGCAUGAUUGACGACUGGGAGGGGAGUUUAUUAGCAUCCAAGUAUGAUGAAACUAUGUCGAAUGCUCAGCAACGUCAUCGUGAUGAAAUUCGUCGGAUUGAACGUGAACGUAAAGAUUCAUACGAGCAACAAAAACAAGAACUUCAGGUUUUACGAGCCGAACAUCAAACAUUAAAAGACAAAUUCGAUCAAUCCAAAAGUCGCAAUACAGUUCUUGCCAAUGAAGUGAAAACGCUCCGUGAACAAUUGAAGACUUCGUUAGAAAAAAGUAAACACGAUGAUGAACUUAUUGAAGUUCUACUGAAACAACAGCAACAGCUAAAAUCCACACAUGAUCAUUUGCAAAAAGAUCUCGAGGUCAAAUCUAAAAUAAGUACCGAGCUCGAACAGACGACUAAAUUAGAUCAGAUGAAACAAGCGAAUAUGAUCAAACAACUGCAGCUCAUAUUAGAUCAAAAAGAAAUGCGAAUCAGAGAGUUAGAAAUGCAUUUAGAUGAAAAUCGAAUCAAAUAUGAAAGAGAACGCAGUGAACCCCGCUUAUCUCAAACUAAACUGAAUGACUCUCUGCCAUUUGUGAACAUCACUAGCCGACACACACCUAUUCAAAGUGUCACACUUCCACCAGUGCAACUGACCGCUCUAAAGCAAUCGACCUCAGUCGAUCCAGUAAUCAACCGUCUAGAAAAAAGUGGAUUUAGCACAGCAUCGAAUAGUCGGCCAGCAAGUGCAGCGACUUUUAAACGGUCUUCGGAUGAUAAAGAUCUUCAGUGUAUUAAUGCCGCGCUCGAAGUCGAACGAAAUCGGUUGGUGGAGUUCGUCCAGACGCUGCAAAAACGUCUCGAUACUGCCAAUGCUCAGCAUGUCGAACAAGAAAACAAAAUAAUCGAAUAUCGUCGAAUGAAUGUUCGUUUAGAGAAAGAUAUGGAAAAAGUCAAACUCGAUCUGAACAAUGUCAAAAAUCGAACAGUCAAAGGACGUGGAGCCGUUUCGUUACCGAAAUCAGCAUCGACACAGGGAGAAAAUCAUGAAACUAUUGAAGAACUUGAAACGCGUUUAGCAUUGAAAACGGAAGAAAAUGAUGCACUUAAAAAUGCACUUCAAUCCAUGCUAGAUGCCAAAGAGGAAGAUUUGAAAUUAUACAAUGAAACCAUACAAUCUGUGAAAGAUAUUUUCCUUCAAGGAAUUCAACAUUACAAACCUCUUCAAACGACAGACUAA